Molecule: messenger RNA, 5731 nt
Organism: Sardina pilchardus (European sardine)
Lineage: Eukaryota; Metazoa; Chordata; Actinopteri; Clupeiformes; Clupeidae
Gene: lats1
Product: large tumor suppressor kinase 1
Exons: 8
Coding region: 313-3876 (1187 amino acids)
Biological process (GO): positive regulation of apoptotic process; hippo signaling; G1/S transition of mitotic cell cycle
Molecular function (GO): protein serine/threonine kinase activity; ATP binding; protein binding
Source: RefSeq, a predicted model, not a curated record
CGUAGGAGAGACAUUGGAAAACCUUGGCGACAGUGACAAUACAAAGACGUUGGGAUUAUAUUUUGUUGUAACCUGCCUUAGACCUAGUACUGGGAAAUAGACAUUUGUUAUAAAUGAUAACACUACAUUCUACAUGAACCUGCCCCAGACGCUAAGAUCUGUGGAGCACCUUGGAAAUCAACAGCAGCUGAGUAGUAAGAAGUGAAUGGUCGGGACACUCGUGUGGUCAUUCGACACGCAUCUCCCAGGCAGCAAGGAAGCGCUGCACACAACCCCGUUCUCCUCGUUGGCUGUCAACAUACAUGUUUUUACAUGAAGAGAGGGGAGAAACCCGAAGGAUACCGACAGAUGCGACCCAAGACGUUCCCCGCGAGCAACUACAGUGGCAACAGCGAGCAUAUGCUGCAGGAGAUCCGGGAAAGCCUACGGAAUCUCCCACGGCCCUCCGAUGGCUUGAAAGUGGACAUGGUCGUUGGGAAGGCGCUUCCGGAUGAUCCGAGGCAGCAGGGACGCAGUGGCAACCCCAAAAACCCUUACUACAAGGCCCUUCAGGAAAUCCGAAAAUCCCUGAAGCCCUUUGAGUAUGAGCCGACUUCAGAUGUCAACAAGCAAAUGAAGCUUCAGCUUAUUUCAGCUGGUUUUGAAGAGGAGAUGGCAGUGCGUGCCCUGAAGCAGACGAACAGCCGCAGCAUAGAAGCGGCCAUUGAGUACAUCAGUAAGAUGAGCUACCAGGACCCCAUCAGGGAACAGAUGGUCAUGGUUGCAGUCGCCGCCCGCCCCGUCAACGCAGGCAUGAAAGGCCCAGGUGGGGCGCACAUCCAGCAGCCAGUGCUCCGGAAGCCCAGCUGGAAGGGCUCCAAAGAGUCCCUGGCCCCCCAAAGGCACGGGCCGCUGAUGGUGGACGCCGGCAUGAUGUACCGCUCCAGCAGCCCCGGCCCGCAAAGCGGGGACCUGUCCGGACGCCCGCCGCCGCCGUCGAGCGCUUUUCCGCAGGGCCACCUCGGCGGCGGCGGGCAGCGGGUCAACCCGCCUCUGCCGCCGCAGAUGCGCAGCGUCACGCCGCCGCCCAACCGGGGCACCACGCCGCCCCCGUCCUCCUGGGACGCCAACCCCUCCACCAAGCGCUUCUCGGGGAACAUGGACUACCUGGUGCCGCGCAUCUCCCCCGUGCCCCAGAGCGGCUGGUCCGAGGGCUACCCGUCGGCGCCGCCUCCUCCCUCCCAGAACCAGCGCGGCAUCAGCCCGGUGCCCGUCGGGCGGCAGCCCAUCAUCAUGCCCUCCUCGGCGGGCAACAAGUUCACCUUCCCCCCUUGCUGGCCCCAGAACGGCAACCCUGCGCAGUCCGACUACAUGGGGCACCAGAACGUGGCCAUGAGCAGCGGCAGCCGCCAGCCCCCGCCGCCGUAUCCCAUGAACCCCAGCAACCGGCAGAGCCCCACGGCCCUGCAGAUGCAAGCCGGCGGCGGCGGUGGCCCCGCCCCGUCGCCGCCUUACGUCAACGGCGGCAACCUCCCCCAGUCCAUGCUGGUCUCCAACCGCAACAGCCACAACCUGGACAUGUACAACCUGCAGCCGUGGGCCCAGGCGCCCCCGCCGCACGCCUCUGGCCAGCAGCAGGCGUCCUCCGCAGGAGGGGCGGGCAGCGGCCAGGACAUGGCGCCCCCUCCGUCGUGGGCGAGCCACAGCAUCCCGGUGCGCUCCAACUCCUUCACCAGCGCCCAGAUGGCGGGCGGCCGCGGGCAGGGCGCCCCCUCCAGCUCCCAGCCCUCGGCCACCACGGUCACGGCCAUCACCCAGGCGCCCAUCCUGCAGCCCGUCAAGAGCAUGCGCGUGCAGAAGCCCGAGUUGCACACGGCCGUGGCCCCCACCCACCCGCCCUGGAUCCAGCAGCAGCAGCAGCAGCAGCAGCCUCUCCCUCCGCCACCACCGAGCCCCUACCAGGAGACCACCUCCUCGGGAGGAGGAGGAGGAGGAGGAGGACCCCCCCAGAUGACCAUGGUGGCCGAGGUGCCCAGCUACCAAGGACCCCCACCACCGUACCCCAAACACCUCUUCCAGCAGCAGCAGCAGCCACAGCAGCAGCAGCCAUCGGCACCGUGUCCCACCUGCGAGCCCGGCUCCAAGCAAGGCGCUUCCGGUCCCGAAGAAGCCACGGCGGCAGCAGCGGACGACGACCAGGGCAGCACCAGCUCCGCGGAGAAGGAGCGGGAGACGACGACGGAGGCGCCCGGUGGCGGUGGCGGUGGCGGUGAGGGCGAGAAGAAGCAGAUCACCACGUCGCCGGUGCCGGUGCGGCGGAACAAGCGAGACGAGGAGCGGCGGGGCGAGGUGCGCGUGCCCAUCUACUCGCCGCAGGCCUUCAAGUUCUUCAUGGAGCAGCACGUGGAGAACAUCCUCAAGAACUACCAGCACAGGAUCCGCAGGAAGAAACAGCUCGAGAGCGAGAUGCAAAGGGUGGGCCUGUCCGGUGACGCCCAGGAGCAGAUGCGCAUGAUGCUGAGCCAGAAGGAGUCCAACUACAUCCGGCUGAAGCGCGCCAAGAUGGACAAGUCCAUGUUCGUCAAGAUCAAGACGCUGGGCGUGGGCGCCUUCGGCGAGGUCUGCCUGGCGCGCAAGGUGGACACGGGCGCCCUCUACGCCAUGAAGACCCUGCGCAAGAAGGACGUGCUCCUCCGCAACCAGGUGGCCCACGUCAAGGCCGAGCGCGACAUCCUGGCCGAGGCGGACAACGAGUGGGUGGUGCGCCUCUACUACUCCUUCCAGGACAAGGACAGCCUGUACUUCGUGAUGGACUACAUCCCCGGCGGCGACAUGAUGAGCCUGCUCAUCCGCCUGGGCAUCUUCGAGGAGGAGCUGGCGCGCUUCUACAUCGCCGAGCUCACCAACGCCGUGGAGAGCGUGCACAAGAUGGGCUUCAUCCACCGCGACAUCAAGCCCGACAACAUCCUCAUCGACCGCGACGGACACAUCAAGCUCACCGACUUCGGCCUGUGCACCGGCUUCCGCUGGACGCACGACUCCAAGUACUACCAGAGCGGCGAUCACGUUCGACAGGACAGCAUGGACUUCAGCAAGGAGUGGGAGGACUCCGCCAACUGUCGCUGCGGCGACCGGCUCAAGCCCCUGGAGCGCCGUGCUGCCCGGCAACACCAGCGAUGCCUGGCCCAUUCUUUGGUGGGGACGCCCAACUACAUUGCCCCAGAAGUACUGCUACGCACUGGCUACACCCAGCUGUGCGACUGGUGGAGCGUGGGCGUGAUCCUCUACGAGAUGUUAGUGGGUCAGCCCCCCUUCCUGGCUACCACGCCACUGGAAACUCAGGUCAAGGUCAUCAACUGGCAGACCACGCUGCACAUCCCCCCUCAGGCCAAGCUGAGCCCGGAGGCGUCGGACAUGAUCGUCAAGCUGUGCCGCGGGCCCGAGGACCGGCUGGGCAAGAACGGCGCCGACGAGAUCAAGGCGCACCCCUUCUUCCGCUCGGUGGACUUCUCCACGGACCUGCGGCAGCAGGCGGCGCCCUACGUGCCCAAGAUCACGCACAGCACCGACACGUCCAACUUCGACCCGGUGGACCCGGACAAGCUGUGGAGCAGCGCGGGCGGCAGCGGCGACGGCACCGACGCCGACGGCGACCGCAACGACGACACGCUCAACGGCUGGUUCCGCAACGGCAAGCACCCCGAGCACGCCUUCUACGAGUUCACCUUCCGGCGCUUCUUCGACGACAACGGCUACCCGUACAGCUGCCCCAAGCCCAUCGAGUACGAGGAGGAGGGCGACGAGGGGGGGGAGGAGGGGGACGCCGAGGCCACCGGACAGGAAGUGGGCUGCCAGGGAGCGCAAGCCGUGCCGGGGCGGGACCUAGUGUACGUUUAGAGCUGCGGCGCGGCGGUCGUGAUUGAUCCCGUCGGGUUGCUGCAGCAUUCCACGUCUCUUGCGCCUCACUUUGCCUUAUAUGGACUGCUCUGUGACAACUCACUGCAACAGCAGGGUAGAGAGAAGGCAAGGCCACUUGUGUUUUUUUUUUCAUUCGUUUGUGUUUUUCUUUUGUCAUUUUUUUUAAACCUUUUAGGCCACAGUUCUCAAGGAACAGAGAUGUGGAGAGGGUACGUAUUUAGUCUUUGUCUGAAUAUUGCUGCCUGUUUUUGGGGCAGGACUUUGGACCUGGGACUUUUUUGCCUUGGUCUAAAGCGCCUUAAUGAACAAACGAGCAAAGGUCUUCUCCCGGUGAAACCUUUCUAAUACACCCUUCACGCCUUAACUGGGCGUGAAGGGUGUACAUCUCCUAAAUACACUACAGAUAUAUUUAUUAUUGUGAGGUGUACAGGGUACACUUGCUCUGUGAGGUCUGAAUAGACGAAAAAUGGUGAAACAUUUUGCCUUCACCAUUGUGGGGAAAAAACAAACAAACAAACAAACAAAAACGAAAAAAAAUGUUUUAAGCCUUAAUUUAUUUAAAAUGUAAGUCUUGAUAUGCUAGGUAAUAGACGCACACAUUUUAAAGAGUUGAACCUUGCUUUCAAUACAGUUUGUUAAUUUAUAUUCAAGUAGGUCUGUUUCCCACUCGGCUUGGCUGUGGAUACAUUAUGUGCAGGGAUGGAAUGGUUAUUACUUCCUGAAAUUAAAUGUUGCUGUGCCUUUUUCCCCCUUUCUUUCCUUUCACCAAAUAUCUAGAGAAUAAUCAGCCUAUCAAUUUAAAUUAACUAGUAUGAAAUGCAGGAUUGUUGGAUUUUUUUUUUCUUUUCAAGUCUUUUGUUUAUUUGUCUAAUUUAUACAUAAAAUUGUAUUUAUAAAUAAUGCUGUGUACAUUUGAAGUACGAAAAUUGUCGUCACUAUACUGUCAAAUCACUAUCUUGUCAGUCGAGGAAUUUAAAUCUGAGGCCCACCCGCCUCCGUGUGUCUUAAUCUCAAAGCCUCACUUUUCCACUGUAAUGAUUCAGAUGGGGAAUAUGAAUCCUUCUGUACUUCCUCUAGGCUUCCCUGGCUGUCUGUACGGUACUCUUCUGCGCUCGGAGAGCAAAUCAACCUCGGGCGUGUUGAACACUUAAUCAGAGUGAAUGAGGAUAAGUUGUCUUUCUGUUGAGCACAUCAUGGACUCAGAUCUCACCAAUCGUUAGUCUGUGCCUUCACCUCUCUCCUCUCUCUCUCUCUCACUCUCUCUUUCUCCCUUUCUUCCUUUCCUUCUUUCUUGAGUUCUCUCUCUUUCUUUGUCUUUCCCUUUUUCUUUCUCUUCUCUUUCUUUCUUAAUUUUUCUCUCUCUCUCUCUCUCUGUUCAUUUUCUCAUUCUCCACCAAAGCACUAGAUAUAGGGUUAGUCUCCACCUCUUUUUGUGACUGCCUACUCUUGAAGGACUGACACUACACUGAGUAAAAAACUGGAUUUUAGCCCUGGAAGGCAAAGGCUUAGGAAAUCUGUUCUGGGAGUCUGGUCCAAAGGUGCACACCUUUUUGCUACAUUUUGUGUUUUGAAAACAAAUUGAAUGUCCAAACAGAUGAAAGGGUACUUUAUUCCGUUGUGUGUUUUAUCCUUUGGUCUUCUUAGUGUCCAGGAAAAAAAGGUUUGAAUGUAGUUUUUGGGAACAUGAUGUAUAUUUUCUGCACUGGUAUUGUUGUUAUGUAAUUGCAAAUGGUAAAAAAAAAAAAGAAGAAGAAGUUGGUGAAUUAUGUUUAAAAUUGUAUUUUUUGGGGGGUGGGGGUGGAUGCAGAAAUGGAUGGGUGACGAAUAAAGAAUG